Molecule: messenger RNA, 1396 nt
Organism: Phoenix dactylifera (date palm)
Lineage: Eukaryota; Viridiplantae; Streptophyta; Magnoliopsida; Arecales; Arecaceae
Product: L-type lectin-domain containing receptor kinase IX.1-like
Biological process (GO): protein phosphorylation
Molecular function (GO): protein kinase activity; ATP binding; carbohydrate binding
Source: RefSeq, a predicted model, not a curated record
GUGGGUUGGGUUUGAUGUGGUUUAUGAGGCGAUGUUUAUGCAAGAAAGGUGAUCGAAGGAAGAAAGAAGUAGAUAAGACUAUUGAUUCAAUGAUUAAUGUUGCAUUUGAGAGAGAGAGUGGGCCUAGGAAGUUUCCUUACAGUGUACUCGAGGGUGCUACAAAAAAUUUUAUGGAGGAGAGGAAACUUGGCGGAGGAGGAUUUGGGGAGGUAUACAGAGGGGUGCUGCAUGAUUCACAGCUUGAGGUGGCCAUUAAAAGGAUCUCCAGGGGUUCAAAACAAGGGACCAAAGAGUACAUAUCAGAAGUAACGAUCAUAAGCCGGCUAAGGCACCGCAACCUUGUGCAACUCAUAGGCUAUUGUCAUGAGAGAGGUGACCUGCUGCUUGUUUACGAGUACAUGCCAAACAAAAGCCUUGAUUACCAUUUAUACAAAAAGACAAGAUUGCUCUUAUGGCCGGAGAGGUACAAAAUAGCUCUAGGUUUAGCAUCAGCGUUGCUGUAUCUUCAUGAAGAGUGGGAGCAGUGCGUCAUCCACAGAGAUGUAAAGCCAAGCAAUUUGAUGCUAGAUUCAGGAUUCAAUGCUAAACUUGCUGAUUUUGGAUUGGCAAGGCUCGUGGACCAUGAUUCCAACCGAGAAACAACAGUUUUGGCCGGGACCAGGGGAUAUAUUGCACCGGAGUAUGCUAUUACAGGGAAAGCUAGUAAGGAGACUGAUGUUUUCAGCUUUGGAGUAGUUAUAUUAGAAAUUGCAAGCGGUAGAAAGCCAUCUGAAGUGGAGAAAGAUGAUCAAGUGAAUUUGGUGGAGUGGGUUUGGGAACUUUAUGGGAAUGGAAGAUGUUUGGCUGCAGCAGACCGAAGAUUAGAGAUGGAAUUCGAUGAGCAACAAAUGGUGUACUUGAUGGUUGUGGGACUAUGGUGUGCUCACCCUGAUAGAGAUCAAAGGCCGACCAUGAGGCAAGCAAUCAAUGUACUUAAAUUCGAUACCCCAUUGCCAGCUUUGCCACCCAAUAUGCCCAUUCCAAUGUUUCAUUCUCCUCCAAGAAAUGUGCCUGCUCCUUCAAAUUCUGAUAGCUGCCCCAUAAUUUCAAACACAACUCUGAUGGGCCGUUGAAGGAUGGUGAGUCAUGUUAGAAAAGUUUAACAAUAGUAUAACGUUGCCAAUCAUAGCAGUGAUUUAUAAUUCAACUAUAUAAUUAGGAAAUUUUUGUUUUUGAUAGGUGUUUCAUUAUAUGAUCGGGUGUUGUAUGUCUUUGCAUGAAAAGCUUGAAAUAUAAUAUAUUUAAAAUCUCCUGCAUAGGAAGCUGUAAUGAUAAUUCUAGUCAAGAACAUGUUAUUUUGAUAUGCUUAUCUCAAGGUUCAUGUAAUAAAGUAUUCAGUUUUGCUUUGGUACCUUAA